AUGACCUCUACCAUAAGUCCACUGCCAUACUAUGAAAAUCAUGGCUUUCAGGCAGAACAUGUCUUCUCUGCCAGGCAGCCAGUUGGUGCUAACCAAUAUCCACAAUACUUUUCAACAAAUGUGCCAUCAGUGCCAACCUACGUCCCAACCAUUGUUACCAGCCAGUCAACUAGGCCAGUAGCACCUUCAUCUGGCAGAAUGUGUGCAUCAAGCAUAAAGAAAAUCAUAAUCACUAUAAUAUUGAUUUUAAUAGUCAUUUGUUGUGCAAUUGCUGCUUUCUUCAUUUGGUAUUUUGUGGACAAUCAUUGUCUCAUGUCCUUAAUAGAGUGUGGAUCUUCAGGAGUAUGCAUUCCACCCUCACAGUGGUGUGAUGGAGUGAACGACUGCCCCAGUGGGGAGGAUGAAACCCGGUGUGUUAGACUUUUUGGACCAAACUUUAUUCUGCAAGUCUAUUCACCUGUCAGCAAAUCGUGGUAUCCUGUUUGCCAAGAUGGCUGGAAUGAUGAUUAUGGGAAGACUGCAUGUAAAGACAUGGGCUACAGUGUAGAUACAUAUUAUUAUAGUCGAGGAGUACCAACUGAAAUCAGCUUUAAAACUUACAUGAAGGUGAACACAAGUGCUGGGAAUAUAGACCUGUACAAAAAGCUGUAUAGCAGUGAUUCCUGUGCAUCGGGAAGCGUGGUUUCUCUGCGCUGCAUCGCGUGCGGCCUGCCCACUAAAAGCGCGAACACUAUGAACAGAAUCGUGGGUGGCAGUGGGGCAGUACUGGGGCAGUGGCCAUGGCAGGUCAGCCUCCACGUGAAGGACAUCCAUGUCUGUGGGGGCUCCAUCAUCACCCACCAGUGGAUAGUGACAGCAGCACACUGCGUUGAAGGACGAUUUUCUGACCCCUACAGCUGGAGAGUUUAUGCUGGGAUUCUGAACCAGGAUGAGAUGCUCUUCAGAAAUGGAUACGGAGUGCAACUGAUAAUUUCCCAUCCAGAUUAUGAUACAGACUCUAAAGACAAUGAUGUUGCUCUUAUGAAGUUAGACACACCACUGAGUUUUACUGAAAAUGUACGGCCAGUUUGUCUCCCUAAUCCGGGAAUGCUGUUCGAGCCUAAUCAGCAGUGCUGGAUAUCUGGAUGGGGAGCAGAGUACCAAGGAGGUAAAACAUCAAAUAACUUGAAUUAUGUUAUGGUGCCCUUAAUAGAACGUUCCAGGUGUAAUUCUGUCUAUAUCUACAAUGGAAUGAUUUUGCCUACAAUGAUCUGUGCUGGAUAUCUAGCAGGAGGAUUUGAUUCCUGUCAGGGUGACAGUGGAGGUCCACUAGUAACUAACAAAAGCUCUGUGUGGUGGCUGGUUGGAGAUACCAGCUGGGGAACUGGCUGUGCUAGUCCCAAUAGACCUGGAGUGUAUGGAAAUAUGACUGUGUUUACGGAUUGGAUAUAUAAAAACAUGCAGGUUGUAGGAUUCAGUGUCUGA
Messenger RNA from Indicator indicator, 1464 nucleotides. RefSeq names its product transmembrane serine protease 2 (gene TMPRSS2). Bases 1 to 1464 code for a protein of 487 amino acids. The transcript is spliced from 13 exons. Gene Ontology annotation, cellular component: membrane. Gene Ontology annotation, biological process: protein autoprocessing. Gene Ontology annotation, molecular function: protein binding; serine-type endopeptidase activity. NCBI's taxonomy places the organism in Eukaryota, Metazoa, Chordata, Aves, Piciformes, Indicatoridae. The record is from RefSeq and is a predicted model, not a curated record.